Lindgomyces ingoldianus is the source of this 2389-nucleotide messenger RNA. RefSeq lists its product as uncharacterized. Gene Ontology annotation, cellular component: nucleus. Bases 62 to 1984 code for a protein of 640 amino acids. NCBI's taxonomy places the organism in Eukaryota, Fungi, Ascomycota, Dothideomycetes, Pleosporales, Lindgomycetaceae. Gene Ontology annotation, molecular function: RNA binding. Gene Ontology annotation, biological process: RNA processing. The transcript has a single exon. The record is from RefSeq and is a predicted model, not a curated record.
UUCAAAAUCACCACGCAAAAAUCAUUCCGCGACUUUCAGCUCUCGAAUAGAUCUCGGCGUGAUGAGCGGAUUCAAAGGGUUCAAGCUAGGCCUCGCUGCCUCCAAAGUUAACACCCGCGACAAGGAAGACAAGGGCGAAGUUAGCAAGCUCCUGCUUCAAGACGAACCCGAAGACGAAAUUGUCCACGUUCCUCAGGGCAGCAGGCGGAACUUCGCUGCGAAGCCCAAAUCAGCCGUCAGCGGAAUCGGGACACUCGACCCCGUCGCGAGGCAGCGAGCGUCAGACCAGGCAAAGGAGGAGCAGAAGCGCUCACAGCUUCUCAAGGCCUUGUUGAGCCAGCUUCCCCCGGACACAACCAACCGCACCAUAGAAGCGCUCUUCUCCAAAUACCCCUCUCUAAAGAUAAACAAGAUUGAGAACUUCAACCCGGACGUCCCUGACCGUCCACGAAGCCUACGUCCUAGGAAUACGGACCGCACAUGUUCGACUGUCAUAGUCACAUUCGAUAAAACUGCGGAAAAGAGCGAGUUGGAUAAGGCUAUUAAGGGCCUAGAUACGAGGGAGUACAUGGGCGAAGGAUAUUGGCUCACUAUCGACGAAUACGUCCAAGACGGCUUGGUGCGACCUUCGAACACCGGAGAUGCAUUCGACGCCAAGAUAUUCACACAAAUCGACCAUGAGCGACGGAACAAGCAACUGGGAGGAUAUGCCCCUCCAGAAGCCCUGGGAGGACAUGCCGUUCAAGCACCACAGUUUAGGGGAGAACGAUGGCUUGUUAACGUCUCCCGACCAAAAGACAUCCAUCGGCUGAGACUGAUUCACGCAACCGCUGAGAAGGUAGUUCAAGGAGGCGAGGAGCUGGAGGCGGCUCUCAUGCAGGACCCUCGUACUAUCCACGACCCGCGCUUUGCCUUUCUUUGGGACAACAAGCAUCCGGAGCACUUGUAUUACCGUUCACGCAUUCGCCAGCUUCUCGACGAAGGCCCCCCUGAUUCUUUUCCUAUGUUCCGUAACAGCUUUGUUGAGGCAGAGACUGCAAGCUGGGAGCUCCAAGAAGAUCCUCUACCCUUUGAGGCGGCUACUCAAAUCACGGAUCUGAAAGCGGAUUAUGACCAACAAGCGAGUCAGUCUAUGAAUCCGUUUGCUCGAGCACAGCUCGUAUUCUUGUUAUCCUCUCUGCCAACCUCAACCGGCCAAUUUACAAAAGCGGCAGCGGCGUCAGUCACCAAGUUUGCGAAUGAUUACGCAGGCGAGAACCAUCGUGCAGGCGAUGCCAUGGACGAGGUCAUUGACCUGCUAGUUACCAACAUCCUCCGGCCAUUCUCUCUAAUCGAGCGCACAGACCCAACGGAAGCUGAAGUAAGAGAUGCCGCCGUGAUUAGCUUCUGGGUCGCGACCGACGUCAUGCUAGCCCACUAUCCCGUAGAGACCCCAACCCCAUGGUUGUACAAGCGCGAACUCGGCACUCAGAUUGUCAGGCGAGGUGCGCUGAAGCAUUUGGCGAAUAUUCCAAAUACCUUGGCCAUGGGUCGCUUGUCGGCAGAACGAUACAAGUCGCAGAUCAAAGGGGCCCUCGAGCUGUGGAAAGACAGUAUGCUUGAUGAGGAGAUUCGCAAGGAGAUCGAAGCGCUUUUCUUCAAGGACGAUCGUGAGGAAGACAAGGAUCACCAGAAGGAGGAUCUUAAAGAGGGUCGUAAGGAGAAUCGCAAAGAGAACCGCAAGGAGGAUCAUCAGGACGACGGGGUCGAGAAUCGCAAGUAUGAACCUGACGUGGGAGUUGCUAAGCAUUUGCCUGAAGAUGAAACACAUGCUAACAUUACAGCUCCCCCCCAAUGCUCUGGAAAGUCCCUUGGUGGGGCAUCCGUAGGAACGCCAGGCUCUAACAAUACAUCUUCUACGAAUGAUGCCACAGAGACAGCGGCAGCACGUGCUCGUCGAAUGCGGCCCAAAGCGGAGGAUCUUUUUGGUUCAGAUCAUGAAUAGCAAUGGGCUCCUGAAGCUGCGCACGGAACGUCAGGUGUGUGUCGCUGAAAGUUGCGUUUGAUAACAUCUACAUCAUCUUUAUAUGGCAGAGUUUUAUCUAGAUACGGUGACUGAUUUCGAGGAUAUAUUAGGUCUAUAUUUACUAGAUGGUCUUUGUGCGGUAGACGGAGGAAUCUUGACGAAAAGUUUUGUUUUUAUCGAAUAGAGGUCCUGCCAGGGGAGUUCUACCUAGGCACUGCUGGACUGAGGCGCGGUGUUCUGUCCAUGUAUUAUAACGGGCUUCACGAUACCCCCUUCAAGAGCAGAGGCUCAAACCGGGGGAGCUAUAUGGGGGCUCCACCAUAGCGACUACUUUCUUUGGGUGUGUGACGGGCGGGUAUUUACCAGGUGUAGCGAAGAUUUGGA